GAUUGCAACUCCUGCUGCUCGUUCUUUCCAGAUCAUUCGCCCCGCUCGGUGACGAGAACGAGAGCAGGGCGACCUCGGACUUGUUGGGCUUCUACCGCAAGAGCUACGAGAACAUCGAUCAGACGCUCAGCAGGUUCGAGGUCACACGACGACGAGCAGCGGCUCUUGGAGGAUUUCAGAUGGGACCACAGGGCUACGCUUGGAUGCUGAUGACGGCCCUGGGCUGCAGCCCUGCGGAGUGGACUGAGUUGCCGAUCCACUUCAGAGGCCACUUGCCGAGGGCAGAGCAGCAGUUCGCGGAGCUAGUGGAAUACAUUCGACGCUACGGACAUGUUCUGGAGAAGGGACCGAUGUCGGUGAAUCGAAGCAGCAAGGGCAAGGGCCACAGCCAGUUCUUCUUUCCGACGUUCAACUUCGGCGGCGGCAAUGGACAUCAAGCCUACUACGGCAACGAGUACGACGAGAACGACACGGACACUGAUGACGACGACGGAGAGGACCUGGACGGCUCAGAUUUCCCUGGACAGAUCGGCCAAGACGACGCGGUCAUCCAGCAGUACCUCUACCAGAACUACGUCUUUCAUAAGAAGCGCUGGCGACGGUUUACAGGCAGACCUACGAGAUUCCACAGGUUCGGUAAAGGUAAGGGCGGCAAAGGAUCUCUGAUCCCGUUUCGUGGAGGUGGAGCUUUUGGUCAACGUGGACAAGGUAAGGGCUACCACUUCGAAGGAAAAGGGCGACGCAAUCCUACCGGACGCGACGGCAAUGUCACGAAGUGCCUCGCGAAGGGCUGCGAGAGCGAAUUCCACCUGAUCAAAGAUUGCCCCCGCCGACAAGGCAAAGGGCAAGUAAAAAGCAAUGUCGUCACGAAUGGACCUCGACCGGCGUCGGCAGCCUCGGCGGCGGCGCCAUGGUUCGGAUUCAACAACACGUCAGCUGCAGCGACGGCAUCGACGACAAGCAGCUCGGCCUACGGUUCCGGAUCGGUGAGCUUCUUUGCCACAGAGACACCCAAGAACGACAAUGAGCAGAAGGCGAGCGCGAGCGUGGAGGUCUCGCGCGGCUUCGCCGGCGUGGUGAUAGCGCCAGUGCAGCCGAAGGCCAUCGAGGACAAGGCCCCUGAGCGGAUUGGACCGAGACCGAUGACGGAUAGCAUGGAGCCUCCAACUACAGGGUGGGCAUUGUCCUCGAGCGACGGACCCUACUUCCCGAUGCUACCGACCUUGGGAACCACCAAGUUCGGGGAGAUCACGGACAUGCCAUCGGGGCCCACGUUUGGAAUCGGACGUAUCUUGGUACUUUCAUCGACGGUGGCCCCAAAGGACGAGGACGGAGAUAGAGUAACGGAGCCACAGACCGCUGAAGUUCCUCUCCCGAAGGCGACGACGGGAACACCGGCGAAGACACCUCGGAUGGUAUCGGAGAUACUCGGCAUCAAGAAGGCAGACGAGAAGCAGGACUCGGCGGCGAGCUGGGAUAAGGUAUCGAGCGUGCCCGAGCAGCAGGUGGACUUGUCAUCCUUCGACCUCGACUCCGAGAGCUACUUUCAGCCUGGACAUCCUCGUGAACGCGAGCGCCCAGAACUCCCGAGAGGAGCGGGCGAGGUCGCUGACGAACACACCGAACAUGACGGACAACGCGAAGAAGUUAGAGAGGACAACGACGGCCAGCAGAUCCCUCAAUACAUGCACACAGGCGGAGUGGACUUUAGCGAUGAUCGUAGAGACUUCACUGGAGUGGUCUGGACCCUCGGGGGGGACCGCGAGGAGACCUUCCUGGGACGCGAGCGCGCCCGGCUUGAUGGCGGCGAGAUGGGCGCCCUCGUGGGCCCGGGAGCGCGCGGCAACCUCGUUGGAGAACGCUGGGCACGACAACAAGCGGAGAAAGCCAAGCAAUGCCAAUGCGACACGGAGAAGACCGACCUGCGAGGACCCCUGGAAGUCAAUGGAGUUGGAAAAGGACCCGGCCACUGCCAUCAGCAGUGGAAAGUCCCCAUCGGCACGCAGGAAAUCUAUCAGGAGGGCGAUGGCAGCGGCAACCUGGACACGCACACGGCACCCAUCAUUCCUGGAAGCGAUGUUCCUGCGCUGCUGGGCAACAGUUCACUACAGAAGCUCGAUGCAAUCUUGGA
This is a messenger RNA of Prorocentrum cordatum, 2131 nucleotides long. The record is from the annotation of a GenBank genome assembly. Lineage: Eukaryota; Dinophyceae; Prorocentrales; Prorocentraceae.